AUGAACCCAGAGGUCAACAGGUGCAACCCAAAGGUCAACAGAUGCAACCAGAGGUCAACAGGUGCAACCAGAGGUCAACAGAUGCAACCAGAGGUCAACAGAUGCAGCCAGAGGUCAACAGAUGCACCCAGAGGUCAACAGAUGCACCCAGAGGUCAACAGAUGCACCCAGAGGUCAACAGAUGCAACCCAGAGGUCAACAGAUGCAACCCAGAGGUCAACAGAUGCAACCCAGAGGUCAACAGAUGCAACCCAGAGGUCAACAGGUACAACCCAAAGGUCAACAGAUGCAACCCAGAGGUCAACAGAUGCACCCAGAGGUCAACAGAUGCAACCAGAGGUCAACAGAUGCACCCAGAGGUCAACAGGUGAACCCCAAAGGUCAACAGAUGCAGCCAGAGGUCAACAGAUGCAACCAGAGGUCAACAGGUGCAACCCAAAGGUCAACAGAUGCAGCCAGAGGUCAACAGAUGCAACCAGAGGUCAACAGGUGCAACCAGAGGUCAACAGAUGCAACCCAGAGGUCAACAGAUGCAACCAGAGGUCAACAGAUGCAACCCAGAGGUCAGCAGAUGCACCCAGAGGUCAACAGAUGCACCCAGAGGUCAACAGAUGCAACCCAGAGGUCAACAGGUGCAACCCAAAGGUCAACAGAUGCAACCAGAGGUCAACAGAUGCAACCCAGAGGUCAACAGAUGCAACCCAGAGGUCAACAGAUGCAACCAAAGGUCAAGAUAAAGAGUGGUGCCACCUCUUGCGUAUGACUGCUAUCGUGUGA
Molecule: messenger RNA, 777 nt
Organism: Procambarus clarkii (red swamp crayfish)
Lineage: Eukaryota; Metazoa; Arthropoda; Malacostraca; Decapoda; Cambaridae
Source: RefSeq, a predicted model, not a curated record